This is a messenger RNA of Helianthus annuus (common sunflower), 1741 nucleotides long. Its product is annotated as 3-ketoacyl-CoA synthase 12. Gene Ontology annotation, biological process: fatty acid biosynthetic process. Gene Ontology annotation, cellular component: membrane. Gene Ontology annotation, molecular function: acyltransferase activity, transferring groups other than amino-acyl groups. The record is from RefSeq and is a predicted model, not a curated record. The transcript has a single exon. Bases 120 to 1508 code for a protein of 462 amino acids. Lineage: Eukaryota; Viridiplantae; Streptophyta; Magnoliopsida; Asterales; Asteraceae.
CAUUUCAAUGUAUAAACAAAAAUCAAUGUUUAUUACCAUCUUUAGGUGAUUUUCUCAUUAUAAAUAUUGAUAGUGUCUGGUGUUGACUUGCAUAAACACACACAAGGUAAGCAACUCAAAUGAUGCUUGUGAUAUUAGAGUGUCUCAUUGUAGUUUGUAUUGUAUACCUCUUAUAUAAAUUCAUUGACCAAAAAAGAAACCAAUCAUGUUACAUCUUGCAUUACGAGUGCUUCAAGCCUCCUGAUGACCGGAAAGUCUCCACUGACUUUUCCGGUGAGAUGAUGAAGCGAUGCAACUUGCCUCUCGAGGAGUAUCGGUUUUUGUUGCGAGCUAUCGUUAGCUCAGGCAUCGGUGAAGACACUUACGGUCCAAGAAACUUCUUCACGGAAAACGGGACAAACUCUACGUUGUCCGACACCCAGUUUGAAAUGGACGAGUUUUUUACAGAAACCCUAGAUAAACUGUUUAGUAAAUCUAGGGUUUCUCCACAGGACAUUGACAUACUGGUUGUCAAUGUCUCUGUACUGACGUUAGUCCCAUCACUAACGUCACGUAUCAUCAACCAUUACAAAAUGCGAGAAGAUAUUAAAUCUUUUAACAUUUCAGGAAUGGGAUGUAGCGCGAGUUUGAUCUCGAUCAAUCUCGUCCAAAACAUGUUCAAAACUCAUCGAAACAAACUCGCUCUCGUCUUAACCACAGAGGCCAUCGCGCCAAACUGGUACAACGGGAAAGAAAGGUCCAUGAUCCUCACCAACUGCUUGUUUCGCUGUGGCGGUUGUUCAGUGCUCUUAACCAACAACCCGGCUCUACAAAACCGAGCCAUGUUCAAGCUAAAAUAUCUCGUUCGAACCCAUUUGGGCGCAAGCGAUGAAGCCCACACAUGUGGCUGGCAACAAGAAGAUGACAAGGGAAAUAUAGGGUUUUUCCUAGGGAAAAACUUACCAAAAACCGCCACGCGAGCUCUAACCGAGAACUUAAAAGAGAUAGCGCCGAAGAUACUACCAUUAACCGCGAUCUGCCGCUUCGUUUUGCUAGUAAACAUCCAGAAAUUUGGUGCUAAAUAUUUGCAUAUAAGGGGCAAAAAGAAAGUGGGUUUGAACUUCAAGUUAGGUGUGGACCAUUUUUGUUUGCACCCAGGUGGAAAGGCUGUGAUUGAAGGGGUUCAAAGGAGUUUAGGGUUAGGUGAUGAUGACAUGGAGCCAUCUAGGAUGACACUUCAUAGAUUUGGUAACACGUCAGCAAGUAGUUUGUGGUAUGUUUUAGGGUAUAUGGAGGCUAAAAAGAGGUUGAAAAAGGGAGAUAGGGUUUUGAUGAUCGGGUUCGGAUCCGGGUUCAAGUGUAACAGUUGCAUGUGGGAGGUAACAAGAGAUUUGGAUGAUAAAAAUGUUUGGGAAGAUUGUGUAGAUAAUUUUCCACCAAAGUCUUUAGUUAAUCCAUAUUUUGAGAAAUAUGGAUGGAUUAAUGAAGAAAAUGCUGCAACUGAGCUAGAAGCUUUAUUGGAAUCAUAAAUUCAUUCAUGAUUUAAAGGUAAUUAAUUAAGUUUGUUUUUAAUUUACAUGUAUAUUUUUAUUUGUUGAGUAAUAAGUAAAAAAAAAAAACAUUAAUCUUUUCGGAUUUUACUAAAUUGAUAAAGGUUUUUGUUCAGAAUUUAUAUAGAUGAAAUACAGUUUCAUAAAUAAUCAUUUACUGUAAACAUUUUUCAUUGUAAGCAUUCGUUUUGUAAUAAAUACAACAUUGAACA